AUGAGCAGCGCUCUUGCGGAUGAGCGAAAGUACUUUGACUCGGGCGACUACGCUCUCAGCAAAGCUGGAAAAGCAUCAGACGUCGGAGUCACCAGCAUCGGUUCUCGUCACCCCGUCCCCGAAAAUAUCCCCCACCUCACUGCAACUUCCCCUCCCCAAUCAAGCUCUAUCCCCGGACAUUUCAACGGACAUUCGCCAACCCAUCCCGGCGGAAUCCAUAAUGGAGUACCCGUCGGAAUGAGCCGCAGUCCGAUCCGAGAGAGCAAUUUCCCUCACCGAAAAUCAAGCCUGGGCGAUAGCGGCCGAGGCGAAGAAAAGCAGAAAGAAAAAACAGAAGGGAGUGAUGAAAAUGAAGCUGGUACCACAGCCCACGGUACCGAUGCCCAGGAAGAGAACGUCAGUCCCGCACGGGCUAGAGGCGGACUGCCAAUUCGGCGGUAG
Uncinocarpus reesii 1704 is the source of this 441-nucleotide messenger RNA. RefSeq lists its product as uncharacterized. The record is from RefSeq and is a predicted model, not a curated record. NCBI's taxonomy places the organism in Eukaryota, Fungi, Ascomycota, Eurotiomycetes, Onygenales, Onygenaceae. The transcript has 2 exons. Bases 1 to 441 code for a protein of 146 amino acids.